Molecule: messenger RNA, 2975 nt
Organism: Sitophilus oryzae (rice weevil)
Lineage: Eukaryota; Metazoa; Arthropoda; Insecta; Coleoptera; Curculionidae
Gene: tup
Product: insulin gene enhancer protein ISL-1
Exons: 6
Biological process (GO): neuron fate specification; positive regulation of transcription by RNA polymerase II; axonogenesis
Cellular component (GO): nucleus
Molecular function (GO): DNA-binding transcription factor activity, RNA polymerase II-specific; cis-regulatory region sequence-specific DNA binding
Source: RefSeq, a predicted model, not a curated record
CUAAGAGACGUAUGUACAGUGGCGUAGCGCCAAAAACACUGAAAAAUCGGAUUUUAGUGCUAGCAAGGAGGUUCGGAGUGAGUGUAUGAUUGUAUAUUAUAUUUUCGGUUGAGUAAGAGUGCUGGGGGGAGUAAUGGUGAUGUCAGAGCAGGGAGGCGGUAUCGCCAUGCACCACCAAGUGUUGCCCAUGCAUCACCAGAGGGGGCUGGUGCAACCUAGUCUGGUGAUGAACCCCCACAACCCUAUUGGGGGUGGUGAGGGAUGUGCCGUGGACGGGGCUCAGAACAAAAAGUCGCGUAGAUUGAGCCACUGCGUGGGCUGCGGUGGCCAAAUCCACGACCAAUACAUUCUCAGGGUGGCUCCCGACCUUGAAUGGCACGCGGCCUGUCUGAAAUGUCAAGAGUGUCACAUGUUCCUCGACGAGAGUUGUACGUGUUUCGUGAGAGACGGCAAAACGUACUGUAAAAGAGAUUACGUCAAAUUAUUCGGUACGAAAUGCGACAAGUGCGGCAGUUCCUUCAGCAAGAACGACUUCGUGAUGCGCGCCAAGAGCAAAAUCUACCACAUCGACUGUUUCCGGUGUUGCCACUGUGCGCGCCAACUUUGCCCCGGCGACGAAUUCGCUCUGAGGGAAGGUGGCGCCCUCUACUGCAAGGAAGACCACGACGUCAUCGAGGGCCAGAAGGGUGGGAGUGCCUCGGGUCCGGGAACGCCGCACGCAGGCGCGCAGGAGAGCAAUAACAACACUAGUUUGAGUAACAAUAACCAUAGCAGUAAUUCGACGGAGUUGGGGUGUAUGAGUGAUUCUGGCUCGGAGAGCGGCUCCCACAAGGGCGGCGGACUCCGGGGCGGCAAAGGGUAACGUUUCCGCUUCGGGGGCGGCGGAGGAGGUGGUGGAGGCGACGGCAAGCCGACCCGGGUGCGGACGGUACUCAACGAGAAACAGUUACACACUUUGAGGAGUUGCUACGCGGCGAAUCCCAGGCCGGACGCCUUGAUGAAGGAACAACUGGUGGAGAUGACGGGGUUGAGCCCUAGGGUGAUAAGGGUGUGGUUCCAGAACAAGCGGUGUAAGGAUAAGAAGAAGACGAUACUGAUGAAGCAGCAGAUGCAACAGGAAAAGGACGGUAGAAAGCUGGGUUACGGAGCCAUGCAGGGCAUACCAAUGGUCGCAUCGUCCCCUGUUCGCCAUGACUCACCUUUGGGAGUUCACCCUCUGGAAGUGCAGGCUUACCAACCUCCUUGGAAGGCGCUGCACGACUUCGCCAUGCACUCCGACCUGGACCAACCUCAUCAGCCGGCGUUUCAACAGUUGGUGAACCAGAUGCACGGCUACGAUCUACCACCUCCCUCGAUGGGCGGACCUCCUCCAAGCGGUCCCGGAGGUCCCCACCCCGCCUCCCUCCUAGGUCCUGGCGGUCCUCCCCCUCCUCCCGACUCGAUGACGCACCCGGACAGCACGGACGGCUACGUCACGUACCUGGAGAGCGACGACAGCCUGCCGGCCAGCCCCUAACAGGCCUAGCAUUUCGGCUUGGCCCUGCUGAUGCGCCAUCGGCCGCCCCUGGCUCCCCCUUACGAGGAAGCGCAGGACCUGAGCGUCGUGAAGAGCGAACGAGGAGAGGGGACUCGAAACGUGCUGUUCGGUGACGCGGCGUGGGGCAUGGACGCGUAGAAAAUGUUGUUUGUUGUUUUUUUCAUUCUCUCUGUAUUCGUUACGUGUAGAUAGUGGCGAGAAAUGUGAUCGAACUAGAUUCGUUUAGGUUAACUCUAUUUUUUAUGUUAAAAAAAUGUCUGACAAAAAAAUUAUUUUUUUUCGGAGAAUGACCCAAAAAAUAAAAUUCAUUUUUUUGCGGUUUUAUGAUUGUAUGUUCGGUAAAUAAGUGAUUGCACUGGUCCAAAAAAGUUUAAUUAUGAUAUUAAAGAUAAUAAUGAAAGUUUCAUGAAAAAAUAAUGGAAUAAAAUAGUAACUCAACUAAAAAAUAAACAAUAGUUUGUAUGAAAUAAAAAUAGAAUAUAAAUAUUACUUUUCUAAUAAGGAAAAAUUGAAACAAUAUUUUGUUUGAACAAAAUAAAUACUUUUAUAUAUUUAUUUUGUUUAAAUAAACCGUUUUCCUCCCUCUGUAUCUGUUACCUCAAAGAGAUCAUGUAGAAAAUGCCGAGGAAUGUGAUUGAAUUAGUCUUUUUUAGAUUUACUCGAUUUUAUGUUAAAGAAAAUGUUGUGACAUAAAAAUAAAAAUUCCCUGAGAAUUACCCAAAAUUUUAAAUAUAAUUUUUUGCCUUAAUAUAGUCAUACGUUAUGUAAAUAAGCGAUUGCACUGCUCCAAAAAAUUUUGAUAAUGAAAUUAAAGGUAAUAAAGGUGGUUUUCUUGGAAAAAAAGUAAUUUGGUUUAGGUACUCAAAAAAAUAUGUUUCAAAUAAGAAUACAAUUAAACUAAAUACCAGAGAUUGAAAAAUAUCUAUAUAAAAAUUUAUAUUAUUUUUUUCAAAAUAUUUAUAUAUUUUUAUAUAUUUGGGUGAUUCUUCGAAAAUUCUCUUUUUUUGUCUCCAAUAAACUUCGAUAUUUUGAACGGUCUCGUUAAAAAUUAACUAAAAAUUGUUACAACAUAGCAUUCAUAUACAAAAAUUCUAGCAAAUCACAAAAUUACAUUACAUCUAAACAAAAAAUUGAAAAAAUAUUGUGUUCAAAGUACAGUGCAAUUUAUUUCUUUAAUUGUAACUUCUUUGUUCAUAUAUGGUAAAUGUUAUUAAAUUUUUUUCUGUUUUAAUUAUUAUAUUUAUGUAUUUUUUAAAACUUGUCAUUAACUUUUUGACGAAUACUGUGUAUACAUAAGAACAAACUAAUAAAAAUGUUUUUUCUUUUGUGUUAUAAAAGGCAAAUUUUAGACUAAAUAAUACAAGAAAAUAUUGAAAUGAGAUUAAUUUAAAAUAAGUAUUUUUAUCUAGAAUUUGUUUUCAUUCAAAAUUUCUCAAAA